GGGGCGGUGGCGGUUCUGGUCCGUGGCUUCCGGGUGCCGGGCUGCUUCCGUUGUGGGCUGGCGGCCUUGGCAGCAGCAGAAAAUGUUCCUUUCGUUGUGGCAAUACCUAUUUAGUAACUUUUUUCGGUUCUGGAUGAAAUGGGUCUUGCAUCACCUCACCAGAAAAUGUGAAUUGCAGCGCAUUUUUGAUGAUACCAAAGAAGGGGCUCGAAGGACCCAAAGAAUAGAGUACUCUUUGGAAUUCUCAAAGAAUAAGAUUUUACAGAAUGCUGUUCAUGCCAGCGAGAGUGAUGUGGAAAUAUGGGUUAAAGAUAUAAUGAAGGAAAAGAAGAUUAACCCUCAAAAGGACCCAGGUUUUAAAAUCAAUAUGGAGGUGUGUUUGCUACAGAUAUCAGGUUAUAAAAAGCUCUAUCUGGAUGUAGAAAAUGUGAGAAAAAAGCCUUAUGACUCUGAUAACCAGGAGCAUGAAAAGUUACUAAUCAAGCUUUGGAAUCAGUUGAUGCCUAAUGAAAAACUGAAGAACAGAAUCACCAAGCAGUGGGGAGAUAUUGGUUUCCAAGGUGAUGAUCCCAAAACAGACUUCAGAGGAAUGGGCAUGCUGGGAUUAGUCAAUCUUGUGUAUUUUAGCGAACAUUAUGCCAACGAAGCUCAUCAGAUCCUUUCUCGUUCCAAUCAUCCAAAAUUGGGAUAUUCCUAUGCAAUUGUUGGAAUUAAUCUGACAGAGAUGGCUUACAGUUUGCUGAAGAGUGGUGCUCUGAAGUUUCAUCUCUAUAAUUUAGUUCCUGGCACCCCAACAAUAGAACACUUUCAUCAGUUUUAUUGUUAUCUGGUGUACGAGUUUGACAAAUUUUGGUUUGAAGAGGAGCCAGAAAGCAUUAUGUAUUUCAACCAGUACAGAGAGAAGUUUUAUGAAAAGGUUUCAGGACUUCUGCUGGAUUAUAACGUCUAAAGUGUUGUCAGUUUGCUGACCUCUUCCCAUCUAUAUAGAAAACUGCCGACAACACGAGUGCUACCAAGUGUGUUCAGGGGAGUAAACUAGUGCUACCGCAUUACUUCAAAUAAGGUUUAAAAGGAGCAAGGAUUAAAGCAAGGAUUUUUCUUUGCCAAGCAGUCUCUGGUGUUGGGAGGAGAGGGAAAGGAAGAAAAGAUUCAGGGGGAGAGGAAUUGGGUGGCUACUACUUGUAAAAUGUUGGUAUUUGGCUGCCACUACAAAAACGAAUGCCCCAUAAGCCCUGGGUUCCAUGACCCUUUUGCCAGUCGGUUUCCAUGCCAUCUUGUUGCUCCUGGGUCCUCUUUCCCCAGGGUGUUCCUGCCAGCCAUCCAGAAAGAUGUAGGUGUAUUGGAGAGAGUGACAUGGGGCCCAGGGAGAUGGAACGGCCCCAGAGUAAAAAGUGCUAAAUGCAUACAAAGCACCACUAACCCCUCAAUCAAUGAAUCGACUAUAUUUAUCAAGCAUUUACCACGUUCAGAGCACCGUGUUUAAGCCCUUGGGAAAGUACACUGUAUAACAGUAUAACAGAGCUGGUAGAUGCAUUCCCUGCCCUCAACUAGUUCACACUUGGGGCAGUGCUGAAAGUUUUUGUUUUUCUAAAAAACUGAUGCCUGUAGGCUUAUCGUGGAGAGGCCGCUGUCCUGGAAUGGCCAUACUGGGAUAGUUUCCUUAUACCAUGGUCGAGUUCCAACACUACACCUAGGCCAGAUGGAACCACCUGACGUGGCCCCCUCUGGAAACGUGUGCCGGGAUUGGCACGUGUGCCAGGAUUGGCUGGCCUGUGAUGGGUUGCACUUCAUCUGGAAUGUUGUUGUUGGAGUGUAACAUUAGAAUUGGAGUGUAACAUUAGAAUUCAGCAAUGCAUUUUUCUUCUCUUUGCAUAGAUGUAGCCACUACUAACUAGUUUACUGUCAACCCACUACCUUCUAAAGUCAAAAAUAUGUGUGGACUUUGGUUUCAACUUGAAUUUUUUUUUUUUUUUUGAGCCUGUUCACAUCAGCCUUUGCUGUGAGGAUUCAUUUGGGGAAUUUUUGUAACUUGAUAUAUAAAAUUUGCAUUCUAACUCUGCAAAUCAUCAGAGUGAUCAACUUUAUAUGUAUGUACUCCAUAUUUGAAGGUGUGAAAAUCACCUAUGAUUGUGUGUUUUGGGUUGGGGGAGGGAGCCUGAAAAGGCUAAUUCAGGAUCCACGGUCCCAAACAUAUUGUGCACACAAAAAGGCUUGUGCGGUCAUGUUUACUUUUUGCAGUACCUGGUGCUGUUUUCUGUCUUGCCUCCUUGUCUUAUUGUUCUUUAAGUAAGUAUUCUGUUAAUAUACCUAAUUGUCACGUUGAAAACCUAUAUGCUGUCUUUUUCUUUUUCUUCUUCCGAACAGGCUGGUAGUGGAUUAUUUUCUAAAGUAAAAAGCAGUAAUGGCACUGCAUUCCCUGGAAACGAUAACUAGAUUGAAAUCCUGUAGGAGCUGGUAGUUCACUGUUGGAUAGAGAAUAGGACAGUUACCCAUGGACUGGACCGUGCCCACCAUGUGUUGUCAAAGCAAUAAUGUAUUUUGUGUGGUCCAUUUGUGUGGAAUAUGUUAAUGAAAGUAAAUAAAGAACAAAUUGUCCAGGAAA
Molecule: messenger RNA, 2602 nt
Organism: Ornithorhynchus anatinus (platypus)
Lineage: Eukaryota; Metazoa; Chordata; Mammalia; Monotremata; Ornithorhynchidae
Gene: ELMOD2
Product: ELMO domain containing 2
Exons: 10
Coding region: 83-949 (288 amino acids)
Cellular component (GO): membrane
Molecular function (GO): GTPase activator activity
Source: RefSeq, a predicted model, not a curated record